This is a messenger RNA of Ambispora leptoticha, 1344 nucleotides long. The record is from the annotation of a GenBank genome assembly. Lineage: Eukaryota; Fungi; Glomeromycota; Glomeromycetes; Archaeosporales; Ambisporaceae.
AUGUCAUUCACUUCAGUAAACACGAGCUUAUUUCCUAGCGUGACAUACACGCUACCUUCCAAACAACUAGCAAACUUGCUUCCACAAAAAACAAAUAAUGAAAGUAAAGAGUGGACGCAGGCGCAAAAGGAGGUUGAAGAUAGGGUUAGGAGCGCUAUCCAACGUGUUAAUUAUUAUCAAUGGCAAAAUCAAAAACUUGAAUUGGUAGCUGGUAAAAGUGGUGUAACCCACAAUAGUGCGAGUGUGACUACUACAGCUGUCGAUACAGCUACGACUGCUACGCGACGUGAUAAAAUUUCUAUAAAGCGACAUACUAGGCGAACACCAGGCACUUGUGCUUGUUUCUUACUUUCAUUACGUGUAUUAGUGAAGGAGAAGACUUUCACGAAGAAUACUAAGAAAAAAAGACGACGAAACACGGAUAAAUAUGACGAUAAAAAUGUGUCCAAAAUUAAACCAAAAGAUCAAAUAUCUUACAACACAUUCAUGAGCAUGAUUGAUAAUCAUGCAAGGCCAUUCCAAGAAGAGAAUCAUCAAUUCUUAGUAAAUAAAAUCGCUGAGGCAGAAGAUCCAAAGGCAUAUGAAAUUCCACCACUAGGAAAACAUUGGGAAAAUGCACAAGAAGGUGAUCAAGCAUGUCCAUCAGAAGAUGUAGUUGAUUUAGAAGACUUAGGCUUGGAUAAUAUUUCGCAUGGACCUUUGACUAAUCGGUUAUUUAGUGCUCUCAUGACGGAAGCUACAGAUUUUGACAUCUCGAAACUCGGAAAUUGCAAAGACAAAGAAUUCAAUGAAAAUCAAGGAGAAAGUGAACGUAUCAUUCCAUCAAAUCAAAAUAUUCUUGAUGAGAGACUCAAAUUAGAACUUCAAUAUGUUGGAUUAUUGGAUAAAGAUGAGGAUCUUAGUUUGCUGUUCGUUAUAGAAAGAGUGGGCACUAUAGAAAAUAUAAAUGAAGUAUCAUCGUUUUCUUCAACAACUCAAAAUGAAAAAGGUGACGAAGUCAAAGAUCGGCUUAUUGAAUUACAAGAAUCCUUGAAAGUACAAAGCAAAAUCAAUGUCAAUCGAAUUUCUAAGAUUAUGCCAAAAUUACAGAGACAUAUCGCGUAUAAUCAAUUCACUGCUUUCAUAGAUCAACUAGAUAAGCAAAUUGAAGAAGGUUACGCUGCGCGCUAUAAUCUUACAAAAACUACAAAAAAGAAAAAACCAAUCAACUCUCAAAAUCUCGAAUCUAAUAUUACACGUCGUCAAAAAUACAUGGGACAAAUCGGUCGACUAUUUAAACCUGAGGAAUUUAUGGUACCAAACAAAUCAAUCUUUGAUGAUGAUGAAACGCUUUUAUCAUCUUGA